UCCGAGCUUCAGCAGUACACAUCAAAUUAUCGUCUCAUCACAAGAAAAAAAGAGAGAAAUGGCUACUCUGGGUGGAAUUAGCCAGGUUGAAGGAAGCGCCAAUAGCCUUGAGAUUGAAAACCUGGCUCGUUUUGCUGUAGAUGAACACAACAAGAAGGGGAAUGCGAUGCUGCAGUUUAAGAAAGUGACGAACGUGAAGCAACAGGUGGUUUCCGGUACUAUGUAUUACAUAACAUUGGAGGUGAUGGAUGGUGACAAGUUGAAAGUUUAUGAAUCCAAGGUGUGGGAGAAGCCAUGGAUGAAUUUCAAGGAGUUGCAGGAUUUCAAGCUUAUUGGCGAUGCCACAGCCUCCGCUUGAGGUGACCGGAGAUUGUAAGGGGGAGGAUAUCAGGAUACCGACGGCGGGCCUUGCCUUUAAAUAAAUGUAACAAUGCUUUAAAAUUCAUUUGGAUUUAAAGUGUACUAAAUUCAGUGGUACUAAACUUAAGCUUACCUAGAAUAAUGAAUAAUGUAAAUUGAUGCAGCAAAGUUCAAAAUUACCUGUCUCCCUUUUACCCUAUUUUCUUAUGUAGUUGUUUCUAAAGAUGAAUUAAAAUUAGUAUGAUUCCAUUGUCUGAA
Hibiscus syriacus is the source of this 618-nucleotide messenger RNA. RefSeq names its product cysteine proteinase inhibitor-like. The record is from RefSeq and is a predicted model, not a curated record. Lineage: Eukaryota; Viridiplantae; Streptophyta; Magnoliopsida; Malvales; Malvaceae. Gene Ontology annotation, molecular function: cysteine-type endopeptidase inhibitor activity. Bases 59 to 358 code for a protein of 99 amino acids. The transcript has 3 exons.